AUGUUCAAUUUGGUCAAUCGUUCCAGAUCUAUGAAGAGCAUGAGGGUUGGUGGAGGGGCCCCCGGUGGUGCGCACACGCACGGCCCAGAGUCCCCCGUUCUGGGGGAGCCGGGCGUUGUGUCAAGUUUCCAACUGACCAAGGAAGACUCAAGCCUCUCUCAAAACGAGAGCGUGCCCUCCUCCUCCUCCUCAGAGGCUGCUGCCGCCGCCGACGCCGUCGCCGCCGUCGAAGCUCGCAACACAUACCGUCAUCGCCCGCUACCUACACCUCCUCGCUCUAAAGCAUCCUCAACCAUGGCUGAACGGCCGAGCACCAGUGGAGGGCCGGCACCUCAUAAUGCCAGCACCGUCAGCUUCAAAUCUUUUGCGGAUAGACGAAUUUCCAAGGAUGAUUUAUACAUCAGGCCUCAGUCGUCGGCGCGUGGAGGUUACAAGUCGUAUCACAUUCCGAUACGGGACAACCCAGCAUCCCCGGUAGAGAGUCCCGGCGACUUUUCCCCGGCGCGGACGUUUACGGUCAGGACACAAACUCCAGACUCUAUGGAUAGCAAUAUGGGAACGAUUGCGAUAGGAAUGGCGAUAGGAAGUCCAACUCACCCCCCUCGCGAGUUCACAUCGCCCGUACCCCCGCCGAGAAAUGAGUGGCAACCGCAAGCGUCGAACAUGAGCACCAGCAUGAUUAGAGCAUCACCAGAACCCACGCAGCAGGGCGUUGCGGAACCCGCUCCACCACCGGCGAAGCAGAAGUCAGGAAGGUGGAAGUUGUUUGGGCGGUCAAAGAGCAAGAGACUUGCAUCUCCCAUCGCCAUCUCUUCUCCCAUGAAUCUUCAACAGCCAGUGGGUAGUAGGGCAGAAGCUGAGAGUAUACCACAGAGCAGCCAAGCUACUGACCUGGGAAGACGAAAUACCGAACGAAGACCUGGGGAAAGCAAACCACCCAUGAUCCGCUCACAAACAGCAGGACCGCUGGCCGCUCCCCCUAGCCCUAAAGAAUCGAAACCUCCCAAACUACUAAGCAGGAUGGCAUCAACGCGCUCAACUCGAGGCGAGAGAGUUAAGAAAUCAGACAUCUCAGCGCCGGUGCAUGUUUCCAUGCAGGUACCCGCGCUACCCACCAAGCCGGCAGGAAACUUUUUGAAUGUUGAAAUCCCAGACAUCAAGCUGGAGCGGUACAGCGUCAUGUUCGGCAAUGUUUUGGGACAGCCCCAGGGGUCUCAGGGUCCAAAUGGGGGACAGCAGCAGCACCAAGGGGCAUCUUCCCUCUUGGCGAGGCGACAGGCUACCUUGGACAGGCUCAAGACAAUUAAUGACCAGACCAUGAAGGAAGAGGAAGAGAAGGAGCGUGUUAGGGGUAGGAGGGCGACGUCACCACAGCCCACCAAAUCGCCCGCCUUUUCAUUGUCACUAUUCCCAGCCACACCCUCGGAGACAGCAAAUAACCCGCCUCAAUCACCUCGUCACCGCUCAAAUACCUCACCCGCACUUCUCCCCUCCCCGUCAAGGUCGAGUUUCGAACCUCCACGGCCCCGUUUCUACCUAGAGGCCGCCAGAGCCGAUGCUGCAACCCCCGAGCCGAGAGCUCCUCGGUCGCAUGAUGUCUCGAACGCACAUGCCUUUGGCCCGGAACAGUCUGGCCUUCUUCUUGGCUCUCCCACCGAUGAUCAAGAAUCAGAAGAGAUCCACCUGACGGAACAGUUGAAGCCAACAAUUUAUGAGCCUGAGUGGCAGAUGAUUACUCCUUCCGAGUCAACCGCACCUUCCAGCGGAGCACCAAGUGCAGCCCCUAGCGCAAAAGACCGCUCGCCUGCAUCGGUGUCUUCAGCCUACACACACGUUACAAAGCCGUCACUCGAUGAGUCCGAACCCGAUGACGCCCUUCGCGCCGCUGUUGAAAUCUCUAUCGCCAGACAGAUUAGCAUCUCCAGACAACAACGCCGGAUGCUGCGGCCGCUCAAGACACAGACCGCCCGCGUGGCUGGAAGCCCCAGCAUAAAGAGCCCUGUCGCAGCUAUUACAGUUGGUAGAAACGAGCGCCUUUCCUCGACGAAGAGCUCAACGCCGACGCUCAUCAGCCCUGGCGAGACCUUCGAACAACAGAUCGCGCAGAACCGCAAAAGUGAGCGCAUCAUUGUUGAGGAUGAAUAA
Colletotrichum truncatum is the source of this 2145-nucleotide messenger RNA. RefSeq lists its product as uncharacterized. The record is from RefSeq and is a predicted model, not a curated record. NCBI's taxonomy places the organism in Eukaryota, Fungi, Ascomycota, Sordariomycetes, Glomerellales, Glomerellaceae.